AGUCAGAUUUUGAGUUUGGUACAAUAACAGCACUUUCUUUGCUUGUUUUUCAAUUCAAAAAUCAACCCAAAAGAUCCGCCAGAUUCUUGAUGAAAUCUGUCGGAUCUUGCUUUCCAAACUGUCAGAUUUUCUUCCUGGAUUUUCUAUCUUCUUCACCAUCAUCUGCCUCCUUUUAAAAUCUCUGCAUGCCACCUUCUUUCAUCACUCUUUUCAUCUUUUUCUCUCUUCUUCUUCUUCUUCUUCUCCUGUUUUGGCCUGCAACUUCCCACAUCAUUAUCAUAAUCAUGGGUUUGGCUGCAGAGGCACAGUUUCAUGUUCUGGCUGUUGAUGAUAGCCUUAUUGACAGAAUGUUGAUUGAGAGACUCCUCAAAACCUCUUCUUUUCAUGUUACUGCUGUGGAUUCUGGUAGUAAGGCUUUGAGGUUUCUUGGUUUGGUUGAAGAUGAGAAGAGAAAUGAAGAGCCUCCCACCAUUGCUUUAGAAGCCAAUCAGGAUGUAGAUGUAAACCUGAUCAUAACUGAUUACUGUAUGCCAGAAAUGACAGGGUAUGAUCUGCUCAGAAAAAUCAAGGAAUCUAAAUCUCUUAAAGAUAUACCAGUGGUGAUUAUGUCCUCAGAGAAUGUUCCAUCAAGAAUCAACAGAUGCCUAGAAGAUGGAGCUGAUGAAUUCUUUUUGAAACCAGUUCAACAGUCAGAUGUAAACAGGCUGAGACCACAUUUGUUGAAAUCAAAAGUUAAGGAUGAAGAAGAGCAACAGAUGAAUAACAAAAGGAAGGAAACAGAAGAAGAAGAAGAAAGUGAUUCCCCAGAUAAAAGCAGGACAAAAAUGGAGCCUCAAAAAGUGGUUAAUUCAAGUUAAAACUCUGAUGAUGCAUCAUAGGUUGUACCUCAAUCAUACUAAAGAAAUCUGUAGUAUAGUCCCUGACAAAACAAAUUUCAUUUCUCAUUCAAUUUUCUCUGACAAA
Molecule: messenger RNA, 963 nt
Organism: Vigna unguiculata (cowpea)
Lineage: Eukaryota; Viridiplantae; Streptophyta; Magnoliopsida; Fabales; Fabaceae
Product: two-component response regulator ORR3-like
Biological process (GO): phosphorelay signal transduction system; cytokinin-activated signaling pathway
Source: RefSeq, a predicted model, not a curated record